This is a messenger RNA of Fusarium vanettenii 77-13-4, 1110 nucleotides long. RefSeq lists its product as uncharacterized. NCBI's taxonomy places the organism in Eukaryota, Fungi, Ascomycota, Sordariomycetes, Hypocreales, Nectriaceae. Bases 26 to 907 code for a protein of 293 amino acids. The record is from RefSeq and is a predicted model, not a curated record. The transcript is spliced from 5 exons.
ACAGAAUCUCACGAACUACUUGAAAAUGGCCUCUCUUGCAAAGACUGUCGUGGCGACCGGUGUCUCUUCGGGAUUGGGUUUGGAAGCUAUCAAGCAGCUUCUUGAGCAGACUCAGCCCUACAAGGUCAUUCUCGGAGCGCGAAACAUCCAAAACACGCAAAAAGCCUAUGAUGAGCUGCAGUAUGACCGAGCGGCUAAUGGCGUUACCAUCUUGCCGCUUGAUUUGUCCGACUUGAAGGGAGUCAAGUCAUUCGCCGAGAAGACCCUUGAUAAGCUUGGUCAGGGCAAGAUUGACUAUCUGCUUCUCAACGCGGGCAUUAGCAAUGGAUCUGAAGGACCUGGUCCUAAUGGAUCCAAGUGGUGUGAGGCUCACAUUGUGAACCAUCUGUCACAGCAUUAUCUCGUCCACCUCCUACGAGAGAAGUUGGUUGAGUCCAAGUCGAGGAUAGUAUUUGUAUCCUCUGGUGCAGUGCGCAACGUGCCCGACCCAAGCGUCCUUGACACCGAACUCAAGGCCGGCUCUGGCAUGUCUGGAAGAACCACCUACCCCCAAACCAAAUUCACCGCCCUCCUGGGCGCACACUGGUGGCGCCGCCAGCUCGCCGGCACAAACGACGUCGUCGCCGUCUCCCCUGGCCUGAUCCCCAGCACCGGUAUCGGUCGCGGAAGCGGAAUGAAGUUGACCCACGAGAUGCCCGACGCCAAGAGCGUUCCUGAAGGUGCGCAGAGCAUCCUUCGGGCUUUCACGCGAAGUGACUUUCCCGAGGACCCUGACCGUAUCUUCCUGACGAGCUGGGGCGAGUGGUGGGAGAAGAGUGUGAUUGAAAAGACUACGGACAAGGCCCUCCAGGACAAGUGGUGCCCCGGCAAGGAGGAGAUUGAAAGGGAUGAGGGCAUCUCGGCGUGAUGGGCCACAAAACCCCGACGGACUUGCUAGGGCACGUGCAGGAGGAGUAAUUACAGUUGAAGAUAGAGAUCAGAUUGGAUGCUUAGUAGCUGGUGCAACGUCCAAGGCGCUUGUGCCUCCACGUGUAAGAAAAAACCACCCAGAAUGAAUACACGGUGUAAUGUCAAACCGAGUUGACGUGUAUCGCAACACGUUGAACACCA